AUCCAUACCAAUCAUCAUCCUCUCUCCUUCUUCUUUUUCUUCGCAGUUCACAGACCUCACGCUUCAAAGUUCACACACACCCUCUCUGCUGUCUUUCCCCAUCAUGUAAAUUUUUUAUAUUUCCCAUGGAAAUCAUGCCUUCCCCCGUGACCGAUUUAAGCUCUGUAACACUCCAGAUCUCCAGAAGAAUAUAGAAAUCAUUCUACCACCUCUCACUUUUCUUCAUAUCUAUUCCGGUUGUAGUGGCAUCGCCGCCGGCUGCCGUGAAACAGUACGAUGACCAGGAACUGUGGUGUUGAGAGCCCGUCUCCACGACCGCGGAUCCACCAGACUCAUCCACACGAUACCCCUCACUUCCACUCCACUCUCUCCGAACGCAAGCUCCGCCGUUUCAAUACCUUGAUUUUCGUCUUCCGUUUAGCCGCCUUUUCUUCUGCGCUCUCCGCCGCCGUAUUCAUGCUCGCCACCAAGUCCGCCUCCCCUCACUGGAACGACUUCGGAGCCUUCCGAUUCGUUGUAGCAGCAAAUGCAAUAGUCGCUUUAUAUUCAUUAUUCGAAAUGAUUGCUUCUGCUUGGGAGAUUUCUCGAGGUUCUACCAUUUUCCCCGAAUUCUGCCAAGUCUGGUUCGACUUCAGCCAUGAUCAGGUUUUUGCGUACAUGUUGCUGUCGGCGGAUGCGGCGGGGACGGAAAUGGCGAGACAGCUGAGGAGGGUUGCCACGUGUACGGCCAACAACGCGUUUUGCAUCCAAUCGGACAUCGCCGUGGGGUUGGGAUUCGCCGCAUUUUUGUUUCUGAUGAUCUCGUCGUUGCUAUCGGGAUUUAGAGUCGCCUGUUUCGUGAUCAAAGGCUCUAGAUUUCAUCUCUAGGGUUGUUUCAGGUUAAGAGAGACACACCUGAUUAUUGAGCGGGUAAAAUUACAGUGUGAAGAGGAUUGAUUUUGUACGGUGUGCCCUGUUUGUCUCAUUCAAUGGGUUUGUGCCACGUGGCGGAGUGUACGAUUUUCCCGUACUAUUUGAGUAUUGAGAGCGCUAGACCAAAAUGAUGUGUUUCUCCAUCCUCUUUUCUUCAACUCAUUUCAAACAUAAAAUAGUAAAAACGCGCUUUGAUUCGAAUAUAAUAUCCCUAUAAUAUAUAUACUUUUUAAAUUAAUCUUAGC
Molecule: messenger RNA, 1157 nt
Organism: Lactuca saligna
Lineage: Eukaryota; Viridiplantae; Streptophyta; Magnoliopsida; Asterales; Asteraceae
Source: the annotation of a GenBank genome assembly